This is a messenger RNA of Rhopilema esculentum, 564 nucleotides long. NCBI's taxonomy places the organism in Eukaryota, Metazoa, Cnidaria, Scyphozoa, Rhizostomeae, Rhizostomatidae. The record is from RefSeq and is a predicted model, not a curated record.
AUGGAAAGUUUGGAAAAAGCGAAGAAAAGGAGAAAAAUAUUCCGGACGAGUGUCACGAAGACCGCAAAUAAAGUAAAAGAAUUGGUAGAGGACAGCGAGUCUAUCGAAGAGGGAACAUUGGAAUAUUUAAAAGCCGAGCUUAAAGAGAAACAAACGGAGAUAAAAAAGAGUGAUGAAGAAAUUUUGGAAUUGCUUUUAGAGUAUGUUGAAGAGGAAGAGCAAUUGGAUAAAGAAAUGGACGAAGUUGGGGAAUACAAGAUUUUGAAUGCUAUUUAUUCGAUAAACUGCCUUUUGAAUACCAAAGAAGAACCAAAGAACAGCAUCGCGAGGAGUGUAUCGAAGGACAGUUUAAAUUCGGAAGUAUCAAGUUUGUCCCCAAGUUCGAGAAAUGUCACAAGAAAAACCGUUGUGAAACUGCCUAAAUUGGAAUUACAGAAAUUCACGGGGAAAAUACACGAGUGGCCGGAAUUCUGGGAUGGUUUUCAAAGUGUACACAAGAAUCCAGAUUUGGCAGCGUGUGAUAAGUUUAAAUAUUUGAAGAGUUUUUUAGAAGAAUCUGCUUGA